AUGUUCUCUGGCACUAAAGGUCCUGGUGAAGUUGAAGCAUUGGAUGGAACCAACCUCCGUGUUCUCAUCGUGCACGCCCGCUGGAAUCCUACCUUAAUCACACCUCUCGUGGAAGGCGCGAAGAAAAAGCUUCUAGAACGUGGUGUGAAGCCAUUGAAUAUAAUUACGCAGAGCGUCCCUGGUAGCUGGGAACUACCCAUAGCCGUUCAACGAUUGUAUGCUGCCUCUCAGGUCCAAGCUUCCUCGGCUCCUUCUGGAGACCUGCUUGGGGGUCUCGGUCGCAGUUCAACUCCAAUCCCCGGCUCCACCUCCGGAACCUCAAGCAAAGGACCGUUCGAUGCUAUCAUUCCCAUCGGGGUGUUGAUAAAGGGUGAUACAGUACACUUUGAACACAUUGCGGAGUCAGUCUCCCGGGGCUUGAUGAGGCUUCAACUGGAUUUUGGUGUCCCAGUUAUCUUUGGGCUGCUGACCGUUCUCAAUGAAGACCAAGCGAAGAAACGCGCUGGGUUAACCGCAGAUGGCCACAAUCACGGGGAAGACUGGGGUGAAGCAGCUGUCGAAAUGGGUGCGAAGCGAAAGCUCUGGGCGGAUGGUAUCAUCGGGUAG
Messenger RNA from Morchella importuna, 606 nucleotides. RefSeq lists its product as uncharacterized. The transcript is spliced from 5 exons. Gene Ontology annotation, molecular function: 6,7-dimethyl-8-ribityllumazine synthase activity. The record is from RefSeq and is a predicted model, not a curated record. Gene Ontology annotation, cellular component: mitochondrial intermembrane space; intracellular anatomical structure; riboflavin synthase complex. The coding region runs from base 1 to 606 and encodes 201 amino acids. Gene Ontology annotation, biological process: riboflavin biosynthetic process. Lineage: Eukaryota; Fungi; Ascomycota; Pezizomycetes; Pezizales; Morchellaceae.